AUGUCGGAACACCAGGGAGCAGCGCCACCGAAGGCCGACCGGCGCCCCAAGGGCGCCGUCCCGUACAUCGUGUCUCCGGACUGCGCGGCGCACAUAGAAUGGCUGAAGCGAGCCCUGGGCGCGGAGGCGGCCGGGGAAGUGUACCACAUACCUGACGAUUACGAGGUGGCUGCGGACUGGAACAAGGGCGGAGACCCCGGCAAGAAACCCAUCGUGGACGCGCCGGUGCUCAUCAACGGGGGGCCCGUCUACAUGUGCGACAACGUCGACCACGAGAAGAAGACGGCGAUUGGGGAGGCCGGGCCACAGGGACGCGGCUUCAUGGUUCAUCUGAGCGUGCCCGACCCCGACGCUCUGUGGGCGAAUGUGCUGAAGGAGGGCGCGAAGGCAAAGCUGGACCUGAAGGUCCAGUACUGGGGCGCGAAGUUCGGCGUCUUUGAGGACCCCUUCGGAUACCAAUGGUCGGUCAGCUUGGAUAAGGAGUGA
Messenger RNA from Ostreobium quekettii, 486 nucleotides. NCBI's taxonomy places the organism in Eukaryota, Viridiplantae, Chlorophyta, Ulvophyceae, Bryopsidales, Ostreobiaceae. The record is from the annotation of a GenBank genome assembly.